GGAAAUGACGUGCUAAUGUUUUGAAUCGUGCGGGCCAACAAGCAGCACGGAUAACCACUGCAUUGACCAGCCUCCCCCUACUACAUUUGGGGAUAACUUUGAGCUUCAUGUCCCCAUAAUUUCUGCCACACACUUCCUCGGCAGCACAGUAGGAGAACACAAUGGACCUCCACAAAAUCAUCCACAGUGCGAUGCACGAAUUUAUUCAGAUGUACAUCCCCGAUGCAGAUCUCAGCACACUGGAUGAUGUUCUUCUGUCUUACAUCACUGGAGUCCUGGAGGAUCUUGGCUCCCAGCAGAGUGUGGAGGAGAACUUUGACGUGGAGGUCUUCGGAGAGAUGCUAGAAGCUUACAUACCUGGCUUUGCUGAGAUUGACAGUGUAAAGGUCUGUGAAAUGAUGUUCAGCUUGGCUUCAAAACUAGCCACUGCUCGCACCUCAGUUUCCUUUUUAGCUGAUGAAGAAAACGACGUGCCUAAGGCAACGACAGAUGAUAUUUCAUUGAAACUCACCACAAUGCCCAGUGAACCUCCACCAGGAAGAGAAACACAGUGCCUUAAAACACAGACAGAGGGCGCCACUGCCAAGCUACCAGUGUCAGAGUGGGAGGCCCAGGAGCAGCACCUGCUGGAGAUGUUUCCCAAGUGUAGUCUGUCCGAGGCUCGUAGUGCCCUAUCUAUUGCCAAAGGAGACAUGGAGGAAGCUGUGCGUCUUAUCAUAGAGGGCGAUGUCCAACUCAGCCCCACUCCUCUUAAUGUAAACCAUGGGAAAAGUAUUUCCUCAGUGGCGGACCAGAAACUGAAAGAGAGCAUCCUUGAGAAGUACAUGCUGGUGGACAGGGAGGAUGACAAAAAAACGCACCGGCCUGUCGCCCCCAAAGAUGCUCCAAAGAAGCUGGUGCGGUACCACGGUAAUCAGGUGGUAACCACAAAGGGAGAGCGAUAUCAACUUGUGAAGAAAAACGAGACAGAGGACAUGAAGAAGACAUACGUCAACCUCAAGCCCGCUCGCAAGUACAGAUUCCAUUGAUGAAGAGCACAACACUGUAAGAGCAGCUACUGACAAUAUUGUUUACACUAUUAUUAAUUUAUCAAGUCCAUUUAGCCUAAAUUUGCUAGAUUUUUUUCCCAAGUAAAGGAACAUAUUUGUUAGUGUCAGUGGCUUAUUUGAAUAAAAUGUUACCAUUGUAUGCCUUGGUUAAAACGUGAAAUUACAGUGUUUCAGUUGUUCCUUUUAGUUCAUUUUAGGAACUUUUGAAAUUUUGUGUGAUAUUUUGGUGGGGAUGUUGUUACUUGUGUUCCAGUUUGUGUAACAGCCUAAGCUAUAUACGUUUUGCCAUCUCAGCAGGUCUGAUGUUGCACUGACGUUACUGUUGCUUUUUUUAACCACAUAACGUUUUUAUUUUAAUUUUUUUAUCAUUAUUAUUUUUUGUAUUGUCUUUUCACGUAGCACACUAUAGAUUCAAAAUUAUGACAUGACAUUAUAGAGAUGAACCUAUUUUAUUUUCUGUAAAUAAGUUCUAGUGGUGCUGUAAAAUUUCUGGACAUUACAAGUCACAACUGAUUUUUAUGUACAUAUGAAAUUUAAAUCAUUGAUGCCAAUUUUAUUUAAAGUUCUAUUUUUACAUCAUACAGAAAUAGUGCUGUCAAAAUGUUUUGUCAAACCUUGUGUUUUGGACAAUUUGUUGUGCUACAAAAUUGUUUUCAGAUGAAACUUUUGUCCGAGACAAAUUUUUUAAAGAACAUUUGUACAGCGUGAAGCCGCAGCAGUCGUCAAGUCUUUGAUAUGCGGUCUCCCUUGGUUCACAAGAGAAAGACCAUAGUCCAGAUUUGUUUUUAUCACCUUCUAUCAUAUCGCUUAGGGCAAAUAAAGAAAGGUUAUGUGAUAAUAUGCAAUGUUUUACACUAUAUAAAGUUAUUUUUGUUGUUUAUAACUAAAAAUGGAAAAACAGAAAAACAUUAAUUAACAUUAAACAGUAAUAGUGAAAAAAACUGAAACAUGAUGAGUUUGGCUCAAAGCCAUCCAAAAGUGUGACUUAGAAACCUGCCGCUGCGACCCGACAGACCUAUGAGUCCUGAGCAGCCUAGUUAUGAUUAAACAAGGGGCAGCAAUUAUUUCCACACACCUUUUUAAUAUAAUUGUAUUACUCGACUGUAAUGGAAAACACUAUAACUAUCAAUAAAGUAUUUGUUAAUUUUCUAGCACAACAAAUUCAAUUCUCAAGGGGUGCACUGAGUAUUAGAGCACUAUAAAAUUCUGGCAUAAUGAAGUGGAGGACUGUGGUUGCCCCUUAAAUGUUAACCGCAACAUGCUGCUGGAGGACUUGAUUUUAAAGUUCAUUCCACAGCAUUAUCUUUAUUUUUGAUAUAGAUGUUUAGAUUUGCAAAGUCUCAGAUCAUGCAUUUUAGUGUGAAGAGGCGCUGUUUUGUGAUUUCAGGGUCCAUUUACAUGAUGUUACUAAUGUGGUCCUCUUGGCUCCUUUCAUCUCAUUUGUGUGCUGUGAAUUUUGCUCCGCUUGUGAUUGUUGGUUGUGGUAUUUCAGAUUGUGAUUGAUUAUUAUUUCUUGUUAAUUGUAUAUUAGGAUAAAUGGGUUGGUCAGGUUUUUUUUUUUUUUUUUUUUUAGAUAUACCAGGUGUUUAUUUGUGUUCCCUCCUGCAUCCAUUUGGAGCAGCUAUAAGAAAUUGUUUUUGAUUGGUGGUAUAAUAUAGUUUUCCAAAGUGUAGGUGUAACACAAUCAAGUGUUAAAAAGAUGUGUUGUUACUGAUACUUGUCAUUAUCAGCAGCAAUGUUGUCUUCAAUUACUAUAUGAUGGUGUUACAGUAGAGCAUGGAACGGGUUUACUGAAGCCGUUUAGUCACAACUGAGUUUUAACCCCUCGCUUUGAGAAACCACUGACGCACAAUUUGUAGUAAAUAAAUACUAAUUUUUGUAGACUACCA
Seriola aureovittata is the source of this 2938-nucleotide messenger RNA. It is a transcript of the gene cuedc2, whose product is annotated as CUE domain containing 2. The coding region runs from base 162 to 1028 and encodes 288 amino acids. Lineage: Eukaryota; Metazoa; Chordata; Actinopteri; Carangiformes; Carangidae. The transcript has 9 exons. The record is from RefSeq and is a predicted model, not a curated record.